AUGCUUGCUUGUUCUUAUCGAUUAUUGAUAUUAACAGCAUUAACUUUAUUUGUUGUAUUUAUUCAUAAAACAAAUGGCUAUACCUUUUCUUCUUAUACGAGCAAUUACGAUGCAUUAGGUUUGAAAAUUGCCGGUAAUGAUCAAUUAAUUGUCGAAGUGUUGAACAGUGAUACGAAUAAUAAUCAACAAUAUUUUCGUAUCAGUUAUGCACCGUACAACAACUCGAGUACGAACCAACAACAGUGCUUCACCACUUAUAAUAUUGCCGAAUCGCUCUACAUUUACAUGGUGGCCGUGGGUCGUCAUCCAACGGCGACAUCGGUUUUUUUUGCCGGCGAAAUUGACGACGGCAUAUCGGAUGAUAAUAGCAGCACGUUCAUCGGCAUUUUGAAUACCACUACUGCGAUAAACUGUUCGGGUUACACGUAUUCAAUCACUUAUCUAACAGAUGCUUACAACCAUCAACAAUAUUUUGUUCUUGGUAUUGAACCACAAGGUCAACAUGCGUUCGGCAUUACAGAAGAAUUUAUAUUUGUCUAUUUGGUCGAUUCGUCGUCAUUCGUCUUGUGGAAUAGUAAUGAGACAUGGACGACGUCCCAUUUUAUGCCUGCAGCCAUUGUUGUUCAAAAUGCGAGUUUCAUUGUAGCCGCUGGUUACACCGACAAUGGUCAGCUCGAUGGCACGAAUACGCCAGUUGUUUACCUUUUCAAUUGGAAUCCAUUGAACAAACCAUCAUUGACAAUAAUUAGCAAUUGGACAUACGUCGAUCAAACACAGCAGUAUCGAACCGCGAAUUCUUAUAAAAUGUCACUUGAUAUCAACGACGAAACGGGACAAAUACUCGUUGGCAUUCCUGCCAUCAAUCAAAUUUUUCUUCUUUCAGUCAAUGCUAAUAGCCAACUGACACAGUUGAGUAGCCGAGACAAUGGGCUACGAUACUAUGGCUACGGAAAGGGUGUUGCUUGGUUGAACGAUUCGAUUGCAGCUGUUCUCACGAAUCAAUACACAUUCGAUUCGGAAACAUGGAUUUCGUCCAAUGUCUACUUUUAUGAAAUUACCAAUGGAACAAUCAACAGUGAAAUAUCACUGUUUCCCAAUUUGCAAGCUUCAUUACCCGAUGCGUUUAGUUCCGUAUUGUUAAAUAUUAUAUCCACACCCGCCGGUGCGCUCAUCGUACUCGAUCAAAUUGGCAACAUUCUCAUUCUGUUACCAACCUCACCCGGUUACUCUCCAUUUCUAAACCAAAAUUCCACAUCACCAGCGUUUAGCAUGCCCGCUGUGUGUAUCCCAGGCACUUAUUCUAGUCAUUCCGGUGUCGAUCCUUGUAUUUUGUGUCCACAAGGUACGAAAAAUACCGGCAAUGAUACCACACUAUGUUCGACAUGUUCAUCGUCGACAUCAUUUUGUCCAUUAGGUGCCGUCGCUGAAGUCAAUGAGACAGCACUUGCACAAGUAUCACAAGCUCAAACCUAUCCCGACUCGCCAGAAUCGACACAAUUCGACGACAUUCUCCUGCAAAAUAUGUUCACAAUCGGACGAACGGGUCCUCACUGGGGUACUCACUGUCUCAUUAUCUCACCAUUGUUCUGGGCAUUGAUUGUCAGUGUUAUGGCACUGUUUGUCAUAACUUUCAUGUGUGUACUAAAACUUUUCGUGCCAAAAGAUCCGAGAAGUAAAAAAUGGCAACGCGAGAUACGGCGAGUUUUUCGACAAACCGAUUUAGUCGGCGAAGGCGAAUUUUGGGUAGGAGGCUUGGCUUCCUUUUCCAUUAUGGUUCUUGUUUGUUUCGCCUAUGCGUUCAGCACCUUAUAUUUGCAUCGAUACCCGAUCGAACGUCUUACAACAAAUUCGAACUUUGCCUGUGAUCCAACGAUACGAAAUGCAAAAUUUACCACGGGUCUUCAGUCUCUGGCUGUCCCGUUGACCAUCGACGAGCAAAACAUGUUCAACAUUUUGAACAAUCAACAAUUCACUGUUCACAUUGAUUUUGUUAAUACUCAAAUUCUAUGUACGAAUGUCGCAGUCGAACUGUUGAAGAAUUUUGGUCAAACCGAAAUCGACUUGACGGCAUGUUCGAACGAAAAUUCGAUUCUAUCGAUUGCAUUCGUGCUGCCCUAUCAAAGUAUCACCGCUGAAAUUAUUUUGAACAGCGUUUCACCGAUUGGCGGUCUGAGAGUUGGUUUGUCUGGAGACGAACUGGAAAUUGGCAGUUAUUCAAUGCAACAACUGCAGUUCUAUGAACCUUUCAGUGUACCGACAAGCACACUGGCACAAACACUCGCCAUUAGCCUUCAACUGACAAAAGUCAUCAAUCGAACCGAUCCACUCUCGGAUUCCGGAGAAGAAGAAUAUAACGCUCUUUGGAUUCCAAUGUUUCAAGUGAAUUUGAAUGAAAUGUUUUUGACCUAUAACGAUUAUUUUCAUUAUUCAAAUUUGACACAAACAACAUUAACACUCACCGUGAGUGAAACAGCAUUUUUUAUUAAAAACAUUCAACAACCAAUUGCAAAGGAAGCCGACAUUAUUUUCUAUUGUCUCCUUUUUACCAUUGUCUGCCUGGAAAUAUUUGGUGUCAUUUUUCUAAUCUUCAAAUUACUUGUCAUACCAAUGAUCAAUUUCGUGGCGAAACGAACAUGUCCAACGGCAUUGGAAGGUAGCGAUGAUGAGGAGGAAAAGGACGAAAAUUCACCAAACAGGAAGAAGAAGAAACCAGACGACAAAUUUUAUGAAUUGUACGAUAAAACAAAUACUACUAAAAAUUAUUUUUAG
Didymodactylos carnosus is the source of this 2769-nucleotide messenger RNA. The record is from the annotation of a GenBank genome assembly. Lineage: Eukaryota; Metazoa; Rotifera; Eurotatoria; Philodinida; Philodinidae.